AUGACGCAACAUGAAGUGCUGACGGAAAAAGUAUGUGUUAAAGAGAAGAACGUACAAUGCGUGAGAGCCGAUGUAGGCACUAUUGCGCGUGCGCGUUCAUUUAUUCCGAGGAUAGAAACUGCUGCUUUAUUCCGGCUGCAAGCGGAAGGUUAUAUGUGCCUGCAUUUGGCUUGUAAAAAUGAGAACCCAUUUAGUGUCUCGCAUCUGAUACAAAAUGGCGGAAAUGUAAACGCCAUAGCUGAAGAUGGCGUCCAGCCUAUACAUUUAGCAAUUUUGUACCCUAAUGAAGAAAUUAUAAAGAUUCUUCUUGACAAUAACGCGCAUAUAGACGCGCUUUUUAAGACUCACUAUUACCAAAAUUUUUCUAAACUUUCCGAGUGGGUUCAUAGCAACGACAUAACCCUAAUUACACACUCAAUAAUCUCCGGAAGCAUUAACGUAGUUAAAUUAUUGCUAGAAUACGACGUUAUUCCCAAAACAAGCUUUCGUUUUAUAAAAAAUAUCAUUUUUUAUGCCUCAGCAAGUAAUAAUUUGGAAAUAAUGGUGCUAAUACUUGAAAAUCUGGGUAAAAUAUUUGGAAAAAUGUCUGAACGUUUCAAAAGCUUUGUUAAUAAUAAAUAUUCACAAGGUUGUUACUCAGGAUACACGCCUUUGCAUAUGGCUUGCAGGAACAAGAAUUUAUCUUGUGUAGAAUUUUUGAUACAAAAUGGCGCAGAUGUGUUUGCAGAAGCUUCAGAUGGCGCUCAACCUAUUCACGUUGCGCUAAUUGUUACCAAAAAUGAAGAAAUUAUUAAGUUACUUCUAGAAAAAGGCGCUAAUGUAAAUGCCAAGUUUCAAUUGAAGUUUUUAAAAAAGUAUAUUAAUAACCCAACAUUGUUAGACUUUAACAGUAACUUUACACUAUUAAAUUACGCCAUUUUUGUGCGAGAUACUGAAUUGUUUGAACUGUUGCUUGACUAUGAAGCUAACGUUGAUAUAAAGAAUAAUUUAAAUAAAACACUUUUGAUGUAUGCUGUGGAGAACAAUCUUACUAUUGUUGUUCAAUUACUUUUAGACAAUUUUGGACAUGGGAAGAAUAUCAAUGCUAGGGAUAAUUCUGGGCGCACUGCGCUGAACUAUGUGCUAGAUAGCAAACGUAUGAAGAAUAUCCGAUUUUCAAUGAGAGAUCUCUUGUUUCAUUACACUGAAAAAGGAAAUAUUGCUAGGAUGUUAUUAAACGCUGGAGCGAAUGUCUUUGCAAUGAUAAAUAAUGAUCCAAAGACCUUGAUCGCUAAUAGAGCUGCUUAUAAAGCGUGUCCUCAAGUUUUAAAUGUGGUUUUAAUAAAUCAAUUGACUAGCCAAAGAGAUAUUUCUUCUCCUUUAUCAUAUGCUGACAGGGAAGUUGAUUAUCAAAAUGAUUUUGAUAACUCUUAUGGUCAUUUGAAAAGAGAUAUUGUUAAGGCACAAAUUUAUACGGUUACUCAACAUUGUUUGAGGUAUAUCAUCAGAAGACAAGGUAUUGGGUACGAGGUUGCUAACAAAGACGCUGUUUUGAUGAAACUUUACCUAAGAAUUCCUAGUCAACGUUCCCUAAAGAGAUUUAUCCAAGAAACUAAAGCAACUGUUAGAAAUACGGUGAAUAGAUUAAAGGCGAAAUUUAUUGCCGGAACUCAUCUAUCUUACUUUGAUAUUUUAGACAAGAAUGUUCAGAGCCUUGCGAGGUAUGCAAGAAAGAAUGAAAUAGUUGCGGAACUUGCCGCUGAUAAUUAUAGAAAUGAGUUGAGAUUUUACUAUGCAGCUUUUAAGUACAAAUGGUCACAAGCUUUUCUAAGGAGAAGGUUGCUGGAUAAGUGCGAUCAGAGGAUUUCUGAAAUUGUUAAGCUUACUUUGUUACCUUAUGAUGUUAUGCUGGUAGUUUUUGAGUAUAUUGAGAACAAUGAAGAUUUGAAGAAUUUUAUGGUAGCUGCAGUGAAUCCAGAUGAUUAG
Molecule: messenger RNA, 1965 nt
Organism: Cotesia glomerata
Lineage: Eukaryota; Metazoa; Arthropoda; Insecta; Hymenoptera; Braconidae
Product: putative ankyrin repeat protein RF_0381
Exons: 2
Coding region: 1-1965 (654 amino acids)
Molecular function (GO): protein binding
Source: RefSeq, a predicted model, not a curated record